AGUGAAAUCGUCUCAAAACUUUUAAAAACACGCAUAAACUACUUGUUUAUGUUGUUUUGUCUAAGUGCCACAAAAUAUAGUAAUUGUUUAUACUUUUAGAUAUGUUAUUUAUUUCUACUUUUUUCAUACGUAUGUAGUUUGAAUUAAUUGGUAUUGAUUGACACAUAAAUGUAAUUUCCAUUGUUUCAUCACGUUUGACAUACAUGUUUUAUGACAUUAACGUUUACCGAUGUGUUUGUACACACGUGUGCAAAUCACCGUGAUGACGUUCGUUACCAACAUUAGCUGUCAUAAGUGAUACAGUGGUGUAGGUGGGCUGUACGUGUAUAUUGUUUCUUUCAGUGAGAUAACAGCUUACACAAGUUCUUUUCAUGUGACACGUUCCUAAGCAACUUUUAUGCUCAGCUGCUAUUGGUCGUGCUGUAGUUGACGUUUCAACUGACUGCCUUAGUAGCUGAAUUAAAAAAGUAGGAUCAUACAACUAACUAACUAACUCAUCGUAUAGUUAAACUGUCUGCCAGGUUUGUUGUUUGUUUAAAAUCACCAGAAGUUGGAAACCCGAACAGAUUAACGAACCACUACUGGUAAAAUAGGAUUUUAAAAGAGAAAGCAAAAUUUUUAUGGCAGGUCCAUACACUGGAAUCGACAUGGCACAUUACGAUAAGGAAGAGCGCAGAAACCAACAGUCAAGUGGAUACAGUGUAAAUGCUGACUCUGGUGACAGCGGGGGAAUUUGUGCCUAUCUUCUGACUGGAAUAUCUAUUUUAUUGAUAAUAUGCACUUUUCCCUUCUCAUUGUUAUUCUGUAUCAAGGUGGUCCAGGAAUACGAAAGGGCCGUGAUAUUUCGUUUGGGUAGAUUACUGCUUGGUGGAGCCAAAGGUCCUGGGAUUUUCUUCAUUGUCCCUUGUAUUGAUACCUACUGUAAAAUUGACCUGAGAACUGUAUCUUUCGAUGUGCCACCACAAGAGAUCUUAUCCAAAGACUCGGUAACAGUGGCGGUUGAUGCGGUAGUUUACUAUCGUAUUAGCAAUGCUACUAUUUCCGUUACGAACGUGGAAGACUACGGUCGUUCAACACGUCUCCUAGCGGCAACCACUCUCAGGAAUGUUCUGGGAACGAAAAAUUUAUCUGAAAUACUAUCGGAGAGGGAGAGUAUUAGUCAUGUGAUGCAAGCAAGCCUGGACGAAGGUACUGACCCAUGGGGAGUCAAAGUUGAAAGAGUGGAAAUUAAAGACGUCCGACUUCCAAUACAACUACAACGUGCAAUGGCAGCUGAGGCAGAAGCCUCCAGAGAAGCUCGAGCAAAAUUGAUUGCUGCUGAGGGUGAACAGAAAGCUUCCAGAGCUCUGAGAGAGGCAUCUGAGGUGCUUUCCGAUUCUCCAGCUGCUCUCCAGCUUCGUUAUCUCCAGACUCUGAACUCCAUCGCUGCCGAGAAGAACUCAACCAUCGUCUUCCCUAUUCCCUUGGAACUCUUCAAGGGAUUCUCUAAGAGGAUGAAAGAGUGAAAGAUUCCAGAAUAGUGGAGCAUUAAACUAUUUGCCACAACGAAUACAAAGGCCACUUUGAUCUACGUGACAUCCCUUAUUGUGAAUAAUUUUGUACGCAAGUUAAAAAAUUGAGAAUAUCAUUCAAUGUUUGUUUCUUACAAAACACUUUUAUGAUAGGGUUUAUAAUUUUCCAUCCUAAAAUUUAUACUUCAGUUGUUAAAGAAAACAAUAUUACUCGUUUUGAACAGUGUCAUUACCAACGCUGUCAAAAAAAAAACAACAACAAAAGAAAAACUAAUACUUUUAAUAAGAACAGGAAGUCGCUAAAGGUAUGUUGUUAUCGUUACACAUUUUUCUGGGCCCUUUCUCUCAAGUCUUACUCUUACUUUAACUCUAACCAGAUUUCUCAGUCUCAUAUAACAAAGGUCAACCCCGAAAAAUCGUUUAUAGUUAUUGAUUUUUUUACGUCAUUUCACAACUUUUUAUUUUAUUAUGUGCAUAUAAUAGAUACUAGGUAGCGCACCAAUAAUUUUAUGGAUCUUUUGAUUAAUGACGUAUAAAUAUGUUGUAUUGUCGAACCUGAUCGCAACACUUUUAUCCUGGGAGAUACAAAAUUCUGCGUUGCCAUCUUAUUUAUCUUAAUAGCUAUUUCACUGUCCACGAGUUAUGUAAGUCAGCUGUUGUAAAUUAUUUUGUCAGUUCUAGUGUUUUUGGCAUUGAAUGCUUAAAAAAGGGAACUUAAUAAAUAAAAAGAGUAUUUUUUCUUUCUUUUGUAAACGCUGUUUCACACUAUUCAAACUUGGUUACUAUUUACUUUAAAUUGUUGAAAUACUGUAUUGGUAAGUGUAAUCGUGAUCAACUUAACCUAUUCUAAUAUAGACCAGGUUGUUAUUAAUAAACUUUUUUGAGGAAUGGUAAAGAUCUUGAAGUAAUUAUUUACGUGGCUGCAUGUAUUUCAUGUUUUAAAUAAAAACAAAAUCAUCGCUAAGGUAAUUUGUGAAAUUCAUGAAAUUUGUUCAAAAUGGAUAUUUUGAUAUGGCCUCUGAAAUCACACUAAAAUAUAUUUUAAUCUUCCAAAUUUUGUAUGAAGAUUUCGUGAACCAAUCGUAAUUUUUGAGAACAGUGCUUUCAAAUAUUGUAACUAUAUUGUGACAUAUGGAAAGGGCCAGUCAGAGGUUAGAGAGAGCCCAGUGCAAACUUAAAAUAUGGAUGCCCCUCCUAAAAUAACGUAUAUAUAUUGUAUGAAAUUGUUCUGAAAGUUAGUUAAUUAAUUAACAUGUUCAAUAAUGCCAAUCAAAUGAUUUUUCACUUGAAAAUAAAGGUAAGUUUACAAAUUUCAAGAGAAAAGUAUCUCCGAGCUGGUACCUUACCGAAUGCUAACUGUCUACAGUUUUAAAAAAUAUUUUUCAUCUUUAUUUAAUUCAUGUUCAUUUUGUUUUCUUCGAAUUUUUUUUCUGGCUCGUAUUUUAUUUACUUGAUCUUUUGUUAAACAAUAAUUUGCAUUUUCGGAGAGACUCUUCUGAAUUUGGGAUCCGGGACAAAAUUCAAAAUACUCCAAAUGUCCUCUGCCAUCUGGGCGGCCCUGCUUAAGGAAAACUUGCCAUAUUGAUUCAGAAUUAUUCUGUGAUCAACAAAAGUUGUAAUGUCAGUGCGUUUUUAUAUCACUUUGAAACUCUGUAUUGACACUUUUUCUUCACAAUUAAGACACUCUCCAUAUGUCAUACUAUAGCACUAAAACCAACUAUUUAAAACUAGUCACCAUUCUGGAGUAGUUCUAAGUUAGUGGUUAAUAAGCUUUUGUAAUAAUAAUAAUGUCGAGUGCUACAUUUUUAUCAAAACAAUUAUAUUUCAGUUAAAUACAUAUUAUUGGAAUUCAAAAAUAUUUGCACCAGAACAAAGUUUAGUCUUUUUUAUUGAUACCUUUUCAUAAAACUUGGCAGGCGUAUGUGCCAUAAUAAAAUAUCGAAUUUAAAAAAUCUUCGUACUGGAUUAUAAAAUCAUAUUAUAUGUUGAAAUCUGUAAAUUUCAUACUGUUUUAGAGAUGAAGCCACUUCUAUAUUUAAAGAUGAGCUUCUCACUGAAUGGCUGUUUCUUUAUUCGAGAGGAUGUGCAUACAAAUAUCGUUCUUAGUGCAUUGUUACGUUCUUGUAUCCAUUACUUUAAGUAACGCCUAUGCUCAACAGGUAGUUCAAAUAACAAAGUCCAUACGAAACGCUUUUGCACUUUUUGACGACCAAGAGCUUAGCUCUAUAAUAACCGUGGUUCGGCGUGUUUUUUACUGUACUAACUGUAAGGUUUAUUAAAUGUUUGUUUGAUUUACUCGGUGUCCAAAUAUUGAAGAUAUGAUUACACAGAAAUGUGUGUGUGUUAAUUAUAAUUAUUUCAAUUUUAUUGAAUGUGUUCAUCGGGAAAUAGCAUCAGUUUUGUACCGAGCGUGGCAGGAAAAUAAAUGUGAUGUUAAAAAAAA
Messenger RNA from Limulus polyphemus (Atlantic horseshoe crab), 3954 nucleotides. Its product is annotated as band 7 protein AGAP004871-like. The transcript is spliced from 7 exons. The record is from RefSeq and is a predicted model, not a curated record. Lineage: Eukaryota; Metazoa; Arthropoda; Merostomata; Xiphosura; Limulidae. Bases 621 to 1505 code for a protein of 294 amino acids. Gene Ontology annotation, cellular component: plasma membrane.